GAUAAUUGCAUUAAUGAGAAAUUGAACAGCCAUUCCUAAUAAUCCUUUAGGUGAGUGUAUAUAUCUUUGAAGUACUAAAAUGCACUUUUUGGUUACAAAGGUGUACUUUUUGAAAGUGUCCCGCCACGAUGACCGCUUUAGUACCUUAUGAGUGUGCUGUAAUGGCCUAUUCUUCUAAAUGUUCUUAACGAAUCAUUUACCACUGACAGCUGGAUUAAGAAACAUGAUGGUUGCCAUGGAGACGAGAGGCAAGACUCUCAUCACGCUUGCUGUCGAUGAUGAUUGUAAAUUGACAUAACAACCUGUCCUAUGUUGCACAGAAAGCAGCAUGAGGAUGAUUCUCAUCCCUUGCGCUCCUCUUGAUGACUUCCCCGGCGUGCUGAGAUCCCUUUCAUAAUUAUCAAUCACAUCCUGUAGACGCUGUAUGGUAUUCCUGCGGUUUCAUUGGCUCUGAUCCAUCUCAGUGGGUCAGACGGACCACCGCUUAUCAGCUCAGUGGCUGUAUUAACCACGGAUGACGUCAGCUCCUGUGUGUUAAGCAGAAGGGCACAGCCAUCCUUCUUCAGAGGGGCAGAUUAACGUGGAGAGAUGAAAAUGGGAGCGAGGGAUAUCCGUUCCGCUCCGAUGAUGGAAUUUAUGGAGGAACCUGCAGCCUGUGAUGGAAGCUAAAGGUUUAUCUGGCUGGCUGUAGCUCGUUUCUGGUGGAUCGGUUCUCUGUGGAUAGACAGUCAAGAGUGGGCCACUUGCCUUGAGUUUGUCAUUUGCCCUGAGGGUGACUGAGGGAGUGAAAGCAAGGCAUUCUGGGAAGCUCAGCCCCUGCCCUGGAUGAGUCUCCGCCAGCAUCAGCAGAGGAAGAUUUUGUCCAAUGUUGCCUCUUUAUAACCCGAUGCUCAACUCCAGUGAAAUCAUGAGUGAAUAACGGGUGUGUCUGAGGUCAAGGGGUGGGGCAGUUCUGUGUGGGAGGAGUCAGGAAGGUUCUGUAAGUGAUGACCAGCCUCUUUCGACGAGGUAACGCGAACGGUAAACAUGGCAACAGUACGCAGGGUGGCGAUGUUGCCUCGUCUGAGCUUAACAACAGUAGGCCUCCCCGUCAAGUCAGACGCCUCGAAUUUACUCAAGCUAUGGAUGACUUUAAGACUAUGUUUCCCGGCAUGCAGCAUGAAGUUAUCGAAUGUGUGUUGAGGGCCAACAAUGGUGCCGUGGACUCCACAAUUGACCAGCUCCUGCAGAUGAGCCUGGACAGCCAGACCACCGAUGACAGCUCGGAUUCAGAGGAUAGCACUCCUGCAGAGAUCCUGGAGAGAAGGUUAGAGCCAGACAGCUCAGAUGAGGAGCCUCCACCUGUUUAUCCCCCACCCUCCUAUGACAUGCACAUCUAUGAUAGAAAACAUCCCGCUGAUGUACCAUCCACCCCACCUCCCAGGUUCGAUGAUCGUCCCCCUUCAGGGCAUCAGCAUGUUGGAGGAUACAGGAACUGGAAUCCACCGUUGCUAGGCAACCUCCCGGAUGACUUCCUGCGGAUUCUGCCUCAGCAGUCAGAGUGUCUUCAGCGAUCUCAAAGCGGUCUCUCCCAGCCUUCGUCUUCCUCUUCAUCCUCCCUGUCAUCUCUAACGCAGCUCUCAUCCAGCAGCAUAGUCCCUUCGGGUGGCACUUGGUCAUCUGACCAGGACCGAAAGUUGAAGCAGUACUUGGAAGAUGAACGAAUUGCCCUUUUCCUGCAAAAUCAGGAGUUCAUGAAAGAACUACAGCGUAACAGAGACUUUCUCAUAGCUCUGGAGAUAGAUCAUCAGACGUGUGAGAAAACACAGUGCGGUCACUCAUCUGUUUGCGAGGAGAACUCCAAUGAAGGUGAUAACUGCGCUUCUGGCUCUGAAGAGGUCUGCUCAUCUGGCUCUGAUGAUGCUUUAUUCAUGGAGAAACUCAAGCACAUGGGCAAAUCUACAAGAAAGAAGCUUUUUGAGAUUGCUAGAUCUUUCUCUGACAAGACAAGAAAGAAGAAGAAGUCCAGAAAGAAAGCUCUGCCCAAACACCAUUCUCUGGGCUCUGCCACCUCCACCGUUAAUCUGCUGGAAGAUCUAGAAGGACCUCCAUCAGUCCAUAUGUGUUUGCAAGCAGAGAAUGAUAGCCAACGCAAAAGGCUAUCAGGAAGAGAGGAAGGGGAGGGGUCAAACAAGGCAGUGACAUCAUGAUCCUGGCUCUCUUUGC
This is a messenger RNA of Misgurnus anguillicaudatus (oriental weatherfish), 2205 nucleotides long. The record is from RefSeq and is a predicted model, not a curated record. Lineage: Eukaryota; Metazoa; Chordata; Actinopteri; Cypriniformes; Cobitidae.